AUGUGUCACAUGAAGGCCAGUCAGUGUGGGGAUGUUACAGAGAAUGGAAUGAAGCAGAAGCAGGCCUUCGGGUGUCUUCUCCGCAAUUCUCACUUUCCUGCAGCAGCAGCCGCCGCCGCCCUGCAGCAGCAGCCGCCGCCGGGCCUGCAGCAACACACGCCGCCGCCCUGCAGCAGCAGCCGCCGCCGGGCCUGCAGCAACAGACGCCGCCGCCCUGCAGCAGCAGCCGCCGCCAGGCCUGCAGCAGCAGCCGCCGCCAGAGCCUGCAGCAGCAGCCACCGCCAGAGCCUGCAGCAGCAGCCACCGCCAGAGUCUGCAGCAGCAGCCGCCGCAAGAGCCUGCAGCAGCUGCCGCCACCGAUCCAACAGCAGCAGCCGCCGCCGCUCUGCCGCAGCAGCCACCGCCACCCAGCAGCAGCAGCCGCCGCCCUGCAGCAGCAGCCGCCGCCAGGCCUGCAGCAGCAGCCGCCGCCAGAGCCUGCAGCAGCAGCCACCGCCAGAGAUUGCAGCAGCUGCCGCCCCUGGACCCGGUACGCUCUGUGCUGCCCUGCCUGUGCUGCCCUGUACUGCCCUGCCUGUGCUGCCCUGUACUGCCCUGCCUGUGCUGCCCUGUGCUGCCCUGCCUGUGCUGCCCUGUGCUGCCCUGCCUGUGCUGCCCUGUGCUGCCCUGCCUGUUGCUGCCCGUGCUUGUGCUGCCCGUGCCUGUGCUGCCCGUGCCUGUGCUGCCUGUGCCUGUUGCUGCCCGUGCCUGUGCUGCCCGUGCCUGUUGCUGCCCGUGCCUGUUGCUGCCCGUGCCUGUGCUGCCCGUGCCUGUGCUGCCCGUGCCUGUGCUGCCCGUGCUUGUGCUGCCCGUGCCUGUGCUGCCCGUGCCUGUGCUGCUCGUGCCUGUGCUGCCCGUGCCUGUGCUGCCCGUGCCUGUGCUGCCCGUGCCUGUGCUGCCUGUGCCUGUUGCUGCCCGUGCCUGUGCUGCCCGUGCCUGUGCUGCCCGUGCCUGUUGCUGCCCGUGCCUGUGCUGCCCGUGCCUGUGCUGCCCGUGCCUGUGCUGCCCGUGCCUGUGCUGCCCGUGCCUGUUGCUGCCCGUGCCUGUGCUGCCCGUGUCUGUGCUGCCCGUGCCUGUGCUGCCCGUGCCUGUGCUGCCCGUGCUUGUGCUGCCCGUGCCUGUGCUGCCCGUGCCUGUGCUGCCUGUGCCUGUUGCUGCCCGUGCCUGUGCUGCCCGUGCCUGUGCUGCCCGUGCCUGUGCUGCCCGUGCCUGUUGCUGCCCGUGCCUGUGCUGCCCGUGCCUGUGCUGCCCGUGCCUGUGCUGCCCGUGCUUGUGCUGCUCGUGCCUGUGCUGCCCGUGCCUGUGCUGCUCGUGCCUGUGCUGCCCGUGCCUGUGCUGCCCGUGCCUGUGCUGCCCGUGCCUGUGCUGCCUGUGCCUGUUGCUGCCCGUGCCUGUGCUGCCCGUGCCUGUGCUGCCUGUGCCUGUUGCUGCCCGUGCCCAUGCUGCCCGUGCCUGUGCUGCCCGUGCCUGUGCUGCCCGUGCCUGUGCUGCCCGUGCCUGUUGCUGCCCGUGCCUGUGCUGCCCGUGCCUGUGCUGCCCGUGCCUGUGCUGCCCGUGCCUGUGCUGCCCGUGCCUGUGCUGCCCGUGCCUGUGCUGCCCGUGCCUGUGCUGCCUGUGCCUGUUGCUGCCCGUGCCUGUGCUGCCCGUGCCUGUGCUGCCCGUGCCUGUGCUGCCCGUGCCUGUUGCUGCCCGUGCCUGUGCUGCCCGUGCCUGUGCUGCCCGUGCCUGUGCUGCCCGUGCCUGUUGCUGCCCGUGCCUGUGCUGCCCGUGCCUGUGCUGCCCGUGCCUGUUGCUGCCCGUGCCUGUGCUGCCCGUGCCUGUGCUGCCCGUGCCUGUGCUGCCCGUGCCUGUGCUGCCCGUGCCUGUGCUGCCCGUGCCUGUGCUGCCCGUGCCUGUGCUGCCCGUGCCUGUUGCUGCCCGUGCCUGUGCUGCCCGUGCCUGUGCUGCCCGUGCCUGUGCUGCCCGUGCCUUGCUGCCCGUGCCUGUUGCUGCCCGUGCCUGUGCUGCCCGUGCCUGUGCUGCCCGUGCCUGUGUUGCCCGUGCCUGUGCUGCCUGUGCCUGUUGCUGCCCGUGCCUGUGCUGCCCGUGCCUGUGCUGCCCGUGCCUGUUGCUGCCCGUGCCUGUGCUGCCCGUGCCUGUUGCUGCCCGUGCCUGUGCUGCCCGUGCCUGUGCUGCCCGUGCCUGUGCUGCCCGUGCCCGUGCUGCCCGUGCCUGUUGCUGCCCGUGCCUGUGCUGCCCGUGCCUGUGCUGCCCGUGCCUGUGCUGCCCGUGCCUGUGCUGCCUGUGCCUGUUGCUGCCCGUGCCUGUGCUGCCCGUGCCUGUGCUGCCCGUGCCUGUGCUGCCCGUGCCUGUUGCUGCCCGUGUCUCGUGCUCGCGCCCCCCUGUCGCUGA
Messenger RNA from Closterium sp. NIES-65, 2430 nucleotides. Lineage: Eukaryota; Viridiplantae; Streptophyta; Zygnematophyceae; Desmidiales; Closteriaceae. The record is from the annotation of a GenBank genome assembly.